Messenger RNA from Ylistrum balloti, 1392 nucleotides. RefSeq lists its product as uncharacterized. Gene Ontology annotation, molecular function: G protein-coupled receptor activity. Gene Ontology annotation, cellular component: membrane. The transcript has a single exon. Lineage: Eukaryota; Metazoa; Mollusca; Bivalvia; Pectinida; Pectinidae. The record is from RefSeq and is a predicted model, not a curated record. Bases 1 to 1392 code for a protein of 463 amino acids. Gene Ontology annotation, biological process: G protein-coupled receptor signaling pathway.
AUGAUGAAUUCGACGGAGGCGUUAUCAAAUUACACUAAUUUAUCUUUAUCGAUUGCCGUGUGGAAUUUGCCAUUAUACGCGGUCAUAUUGAGUGUUAUCUAUCUGGCGCUUGAUGUUGUGUUUGGAUUGUUUACAAACAUACUUUUGAUUAUGAUUAUUUAUAAUUCUCCAAGCCUUCGUACACCACCUAACAGUCAUUUAGUAAACAUUAGCAUCAACAAUAUAUUGUUAUGUGUGUGUAUUUUGCUUUCGUUGACCACAGUGAGUGCACGACCUGAUGGUUUAAUGAAUGAUCGAAUACUGACCGGUGUCCAGCUUUUCUUGACGUCCGUCUGUUCAAUGCAAUACCUAUGUACGUUCGCAUCAAUUGGAUUUUACAGAAAUCGUACUAUGCAGAAGCCAUCACUAACCUUGAAGGUAAGGAGAACAAUUGUAUCAAGGUCAAUUGUCAUUAGCCUCCUAAUCACUUAUCUACUGGGCUUUGUAUUUACGCUUGCUUUCUUACGUGAUGACGAUAAGGUUGAUUUCACGUUAAAUCCCUUCCAGAGAAGGUUCGAGGUUAACACCGAUCCCACUUCAGUACAUUUGACUGCAGACCAGUUUUGCGCUCUUGGGUUCAUAAGUGUUGUUUAUACCGUAGGACUGAUGAUCAUCUUUCGAUGUUAUUACAAUAUUUGUCGUACACUCAACAUCAGUGGUACGAUUGGAAGAAAUAGAAUUUUACCCAUUAACAGAACCUUUAGUUUAUCAUCUGAUGCCACUGGCGAUUGUAACAUACAUACCCGGACCGCAUAUGCACCGGAGGAUUCGGACCAUUUUUCAAGACCGUAUUCAAUAUCAAAUGGAGAAGUAGACAGUUCUGUAGUGGUUCAUUACAAACGGAAUGAACAUAUAUUGGCGUUUGAAGAUAUUUUUGCUUUGGAAAACCCUAUUCUUGCAUCGAAUCUGAGAAACCAAUUAAAUCAAAAGUUUCCUCUUGGUAAAACUUUAAGCAACAGUAGUACACAUUCUACAAGGCCAAGGUGUCCCAAUUUUGCUGACAUCUCCCCCGCCGCUGAUCUACAACGUUUUCAAACCAUUAAAAAUAAUUCUGCACUAAAGAAGCAAUCUUUAAAACGGGACAGGAUCAGCCUCAGCAGCGCUACAAAGAACAGUAUCGUCAUGUUAACGGCUUAUAUCAGUUGUACGUUUCCUAUGCUCUUCUGUAGUAUACCCGGCAUUCUAGACGGCAUGGGAACCAAUCGUGUUAUUCUGUUGUUGUUUUUUAGAUUGUUAUUUUAUCUGAAUGUUUGUAUCUAUCCAUUCUGGUAUUUGUUAUUUAGUAAACGUGUUAGAAAGUGUAUGUUUCGUCUCUUUGAAAAUAUGCUUAUUUGUCUUAAAGUGAGACGUUAG